Molecule: messenger RNA, 1706 nt
Organism: Phalaenopsis equestris
Lineage: Eukaryota; Viridiplantae; Streptophyta; Magnoliopsida; Asparagales; Orchidaceae
Source: RefSeq, a predicted model, not a curated record
UAACGCCUAAUGUCCUCCCUCUCCCUCCUCUCAUAUCCGUCUUUAGUUUCAGCAAGCAUUGAUUCGCAGGCUCUUCCUCCAUUCCCCCUUCCUCUCAUAACGAAGAAGAAUAAAAAAAGGAGCAUUUAUCUCUCAAACUCAACGAAUUCCCACACAAAACUGAAAUUCUCAUCACCGAAAUGAAAUUAUGGGCCAAAAUAAUCUCCGGCGCGAUUCCCUCCUUCUUCAUCCUCGCCCUCUUCCUCCUCCUAUAUCGCCGGCGGUGGAGGCGUCAACAGCUGCUCAUCAGCCCCCAAGCUAGCAUCCACUUCUCAGAACCCGCCCCUAAAUACAAAUUCGACUCCUUCAACUCCAACAUCAACAAGCUCAUCUUACCACACAAAUCCGGCACUUCGGCCCGCAACAGCCUCCGCUUCCACCAUCUCGACAGCCCGUUUCCACCGCCGGAGACCACCUUCCGGUGGGAAAACCAUCCCCGCCUCAUCGCCGUGGCUGUUGAGAACGGCUGGCAAAGCUUCGCUUUUUCCAACACCAUCCCUCGCUCGCCAUCUUCAGCCGCACUUUGGGCCCUCUGCGUCACAUGCGAUGGCGGAACACAGCCUAAAUCGCCGGGAAUCAGCUGGGAGCUCCCCGCCGGUUCGUCGGAGCUCAUGCAAGCCGUUAGACUUAAUCCGCCACAGAAGAAUAACGCCGACGAGCCAUCCUUUUCUUGGGUUCGAACAGGCCUCCCACUCCCCGGACCGGCCUUGGGAGGCGGUUCAUUUCCCCAAGAAGCUUAUUUUGAAAUCACCAUCGUCUUCCUCAAGCAGCCUGUUUUAACCACUAGGAAGAGCAUGAAGAAUCGUGAAAGCGAUCGAGCCAAACUAAUCAGAGAUAAUUCAAUGGGCGCUCGCUCUGUUUCCUCAAACUCGAAUUUUGCUGCAGAGGAAGGAAUAUCAGUCGGCAUCGGUGCCAUUGCCUUGGGGCUAACCAGCAGUAUUGCCCUGCCGAUCAAAUUCAUGCCAGGAACUUAUCCUGGAUCAAUUGGGUUCCACUCAAAUGGUUCCCUUUUCCUUGAUGAGAGAAAACUGGUGUUUGAGUCUGAAACAGCAGAAUGGGCAGCCGUCAACAAAGUGAUUGGCUGCGGUUUCGCACCGAGCAAGAACAGGGUAUUCUUCACAGUAGACUCUCAGGUUGCGCAUGUCAUCCGAUGUAACUCAGAGGCAUAUAGCAGUCCUCUGUUUCCUUUUCUGGCGGCCAACGUGGAGACCAAAUUGCUUGUGAAUUUGGGGCAAGCGCCGUUCAAGUACACGCCGGCAAACGCCGCGCGCACCACGAACCCCUGCUUUUUCCGGCCGCUUACCGGCGAAGAAGCUGGAGAUCUCAAGAUAGGAUCGGUGGUCAAUAGUCAGGAACUUUUCUCUGUCGCACGGAUAGAAACAGAGUCGAUCGGUCAUGGCGGAAGAAGGAAGAACCAGAAUAGUAGCAUGAGUUGUAAAAAGAGCAGUGGAAGCUCUGAAGAUGUUCUAGAUGGAGAGUCCGAUCUGUUUGAGAUUGUGUUGCAGAGAUGAAGCAGCAUUGGAGACUCCGCAGGGAGAAGCCGGCGUUGUAGAGUUUAGCGAAUCCUUCAUUCAUAGGUGAGCCAAUUGUCAGUAUGGAUACACCGAAGAAUAAGGGAGAGAUCAAGUAAUAGGAAAAUUCAGCAUCAAUAAUAUAUAUAUAUAUAU